AUACGUUACAGAUGUACAAAGAACAGAUAUAUAGAGUUGACUACGAUAAGGAAAUGUAAAGACAUUUAAUGAAAAGUAGACUGACUGCAGUUGAACCACGUUUUACCUAUGUUGAUCACAGGUCCUCGGGCACUAGGAUAUCAGACAAGAAAGGAUGGUGGAGGGUCAGUCACGCAUAAAGUCUGCAACUCACUGUAAUAUAGGCUUUUUAUGCAAGAUGUCAUAUCAUCACAGUUCUUCAUCAAAUUAUUGUUAAAAUAGUUUAUGAGUUAAUUUUCUAUAAAAGAUAAGAAGAAAUAAUGAUAUUUAUUGAGACUUAAAAUAAAACAAAAAAUGUGCGUAUAAGAGAAUUUGGGUCAUUCCCGAAAUUUUUGCUUUCUAAAAACUGAUUAAAUCCAGUCGGACUUUUAACACAAAAAAAUAAUGAUCACUGCUUAGGUUUAGCAGACUUAAGAAACUUUGAAAAUUAAAUAAAAUCAAGAGUAGCUUUGUGAUUAUAGGUCCUUGUACUUUGAACUUGUGACUUCGAAAUAUGAACUCCUUGAUACUUUGAACUAUGAUCUCCAUGAUACUCUGAACUAUAAUUUCCGUGAUACAUUAAACUAUGACCUCUUUGAGCCUUUGAACUAUGACCUCCGUCAAGACAGAAGGCGAGAAGAAGCUGUCCCCCUACCAGCAGGACCCCUACAAGACCAACUUCCGGCAGGAUGUGAUCAUGAAACGGCGCGAGUUGACGCGCAUUGCGCUCUUGAACAGGGAGAAAACUCAGGACAAGCGGCAACUCGGCCAGUCGAGAUCCGCCACGAAAAAUUUGGUUACUAUAGACACGCACAAGGCGCGGAGUAAUACGGAUGUGGUCAGGUUGGCUCUACAGGACCUGGGUUGGAGGGAGUUUCCCUUUCAACGUCGUGACCGCAACUGUGACGUCACGUGGCACGCCAUCUCCUUCCAUGACCAAGGGGACAUCUACUCCGGGCAGGUCAAUAAAUUCCCAGGCUCUCUAGAGAUCUUCCACAAAGUGAACCUCUUCCGUUGGCUGGAGUUCAUGAAGACUUUGUUCCCUGACGAGUACGAUUUCUUCCCCCGUACAUGGUUUCUGCCGCACCAGUUCAAUGACUUUGUCAGCGAUGUCCGCGCCAUGAACGAAAAGAAGCCAAAGAACAAGCCCAUGUUUAUCGUCAAACCCAGCGAGGGGUCUCAGGGGGACGGCAUCUACCUGCUCCGUGACCCCCAGCACUACAACCACAACAACGGCAGGUUCCAUGUGGUGCAGGAGUACCUGAAUAACGUCUUUCUUGUUGACAGAUUCAAGUUUGAUCUCAGAGUGUAUGUCGUGUUACGGUCUUUAGACCCACUCGAAUUUCACAUUUGUAAUGAAGGACUGGCCAGAUUUUCAACCAUUCCUUACGAGCAGCCAACCAACAAAAAUAUGAACGAAACUUAUAUGCAUUUGACGAAUUAUUCCCUGAACAAGAAAAGUUCAGAGUUUAAAAUUUCAGACAAAGAUGACGAGGGCAGCAAGAGAAAAAUGUCGGCUGUGUUCAAACAGAUGGAGAAAAUGGGUCAUGACGUCACGGCCGUUUGGGAGAAAAUUGAACGGCUGAUCGCCAAAACGUUGAUCGCUGUGAACGGGGAGCUGAAGGUGGAGUACCAGGCAGCCAUCCCACCUGGGAAACCUGGACCCACCUGCUUCCAGAUCCUGGGCUUCGAUAUUCUUCUCCUUGACAACCUUGACCCCUACCUCCUAGAGGUCAACUCCAACCCCAGCCUCAGCAUCACGGAGGAGCACGAGUCACCCUCGGGCAAGGUCGAGUACCGCAUCUCGGCCAAGGACGAGAAAAUCAAAAGGAAGCUCAUCCGGGACACGUUGAUCCUAAUCGCCCCGAAGAACAAAUACACCAGGAAAAGACGGCGUCGUCGUAAAGUAAGACGCAGAGAUGAAGAUGAGGAAGGUGAAGAAGAAAACAUGGAAGUCGAUGGUGAGGAUGCCAAACCCAGACGGCGCCUCGAUCGCCGGAAAGAGAAAGCAAUAUCCAUACAGUAUGCGGAUGGUGAAGACGGCUCGGAGACAAACACGUCUAUUUUUGACGACAGGAGACAUAACUCUAAAAAAUUUACACGAAACGAAACGUGUCGGGUGUUUAUCGAAGGAGAAGGCGAGGUGGUGUUUACAGAAGAGGGUCCGUCUAAUCCGAAAUACUUCUCAGAACAGUCUCAAAAAGAGACGCCGCCUCAAAGUGGAUCAACGAAAAAUAAACGAUCGAACUCUCGUGAUAGGUUACCGUCCUUGUUUCCUAAAAUAGAAGAUCGGGAAAAGGAAGUGAAUAUGGAUGAAGAUGAAAACGAAAGUAGCCAGCAAAAUGGGCGUCGGUCACCGGAAGCGAGUCUAACAGAAACCACAGACGAUGAAGAGGAAGAGGCGUCGUGUCUAAAGGAGAUUUUCCCGGCCGUCUACGGAGGCAGCUACAAUAAGCAGAGGAUUCUGGAGAAAAUGGCGGACAUUUUUAUCAGCUGCCUGGGUGUCAAGGGUACCAUGCGGUUAGGUCCAACAAUGUUCAGGCUGUUUGCGAGGAAAUGUCGGCUUAACCAGAAAGGCAUCACAAACGCGGCUGUGGACAUUUUGUACAUCGACAUGCAGCGGAAAUGGGAGUAUUUGAACCCUGACACGUCCGCUGGCCUGAGCUUCUACGCCUUCGUCGGAGGCUGCUGCCGCAUCGCCAGGACAACCUUCAGCGGGAACUCGGAGACUGCCCAGCUGAAGAACUUCAUCGCCCACUGCCAAACCUUCCUCAAGAUCCCCACGGACCUGGAACUCGAGGCGGCGGCGAGGGCCAGAAACAGGUUCAACCCCAGGAGACAGAGGGAGGAGGAGGAGGCGCCCGGCUCGGGCAAUGAGAACAGGGUGCAGGUCACGGAUGAGUGGCCGUACCUGCUGGAAGCCAAAUAUCAGGAUCGGACUUUCCCGAACCCACAGAAGAAAUAUACGAGUAUUUUUAGCAUGUUGCAGAGUCUGUGUUUUCUGGCCUUCGUGAGCGCAUGCUACGAGUUGGCCAGACGUGAGUUCUACUCCCCCUGCAAACACACCAUGCUGCAGAACUUUCUCGACUACUGCGAAGACAGCAUGAAACAGGGGACACAACCCGUCAAGCCGCCCCGCCCGCGCCGAGGCAACAAGGGACAUAACCCCACAUCGGUGUCACUCUUCGCCCGCAAUACAGUAACGUCCCUUGAAGAUGAAGCCGUUCAGAUGUUGACUGCGUACGCAGCUAAUCGUCAGCCAUCUUUUUUUGAAAAUAUUCUGAAGCAGCUAGAGGCCGCCGGGAAAACUCAGUCAAACUAUGCAAGUAAAAAAGGCGGACAUGACUUUAUUUUUAACAGUUGAUUUUUUUUUACAAAUAUUUUGUUGAUUUGUGUAUUUUAUAAAUAUAUGAUUAAUCAAUAAUGUUAUUUUGUGUAGGCUAUUUUAGAAAUGAUAUGUUAACUUGUGUAUUUUAUAAAUGUAUUAUUUAUCUUAAUGCUAAUUUGUGUAUUUUAUAAAUAUAUGAUUUAUCAAUAACCUGUUAAAAUCGCUUUUAUGGUUUUAAGCGUAAUAUGUGUAUAAAUUCACAAGCAACAUAGACACCACACAUGAAGCGAUAUACAGUAUUUGUUCUUGUCUGAUAUCCAAAAGCUUGGCCUACCGUAUUUAUAUUACUGCAAUAUGUUAUAUAUAACGGAUAAUGUGCACGAUGCUAUUGUUUGUGUUAAAAUACAGAACAGAAUGUGUGUGUGUGUGUGACACUGUGGAAGUGUGGGGAAGAUGGGAGUUUGAGUCCCUUUGAAAAUGUCUGACCAACAAUUGAUUAAAUAACUUUAAAAAAAUGAAAUAUGAUAUGCACAAAACGAUAAAAAUUCCAGAAAAAUAAAAUGAUAAAAGACGGUUGCCUUAAGGUAGCUCUUCAAUACUUCCAAAAAAGCGUUUUACUUUUUCAAAGUAACCGUUGUUAAAGGUUACAGACAUAAAUAAAACAGCAGUUAUUGGCCUUGUUAAGGGUUGAAGACGUGAAUAUAAAAGCAGUUAUUGGCCUUGUUAAGGGUUGAAGACGUGAAUAUA
Messenger RNA from Physella acuta, 4093 nucleotides. RefSeq names its product tubulin polyglutamylase TTLL11. The record is from RefSeq and is a predicted model, not a curated record. Gene Ontology annotation, cellular component: ciliary basal body. Gene Ontology annotation, biological process: protein polyglutamylation; microtubule cytoskeleton organization. Gene Ontology annotation, molecular function: tubulin-glutamic acid ligase activity; tubulin binding. Lineage: Eukaryota; Metazoa; Mollusca; Gastropoda; Physidae.